Caenorhabditis angaria is the source of this 377-nucleotide messenger RNA. NCBI's taxonomy places the organism in Eukaryota, Metazoa, Nematoda, Chromadorea, Rhabditida, Rhabditidae. The record is from the annotation of a GenBank genome assembly.
UUGUCGAAAAUUUCCUACGGAAUCGUGUGGAUUGGUUUGCAAAGAACUGAAGAUUGUUGGUAUAAAAAUACAACGAAUUGUAACACUGGAAAUGGUUUUGAAUGGACUGAUGGAAGUACAAAUAUGGAUACCAAAUUACUUGAGAAGAAUUGGUGGACUCCAGGAAAUCCGGAUAAUUCGGGGUCAGUUUAAUAUUGGAAAUUAUCACAAAUGUUAAUUACAGAUUAAUGCAACCCUACGUUGUGAUGUUCAUGUCAUCGAAUAAAUCCGAUGGUUUGAGUGGAAAACUUGAUGAUGUUCCAGAAGAUUAUGUGGGGACCAAGGAUUUCAUUUUGCAUGGUUUUGUUUGCGGAAAACCGGCGAAUUUAAAAGUUUGA